AUGCCACUGUCCUUUGAGACCAACAUGAGAUUCAAAUUCCCAUUCGUGGCCAUAAGCUUGCAGCUUUCCAUGAUCAUUUUAUUUGGAUUUUUUGUUGGCUAUGAAAAUGAUUGGAAAUAUGUCCAGCAGAUCAAUGCCACCAGUCAGCCUGACAGAUUCCUUGAACUAUACCCUUUGUUCCAGGAUGUCCAUGUGAUGAUCUUCACUGGAUUUGGCUUCCUCAUGACCUUUCUGAAAAAAUAUGGCUUCAGCAGUGUGGGCAUCAACCUGAUGAUUGCUGCUCUGGGUCUGCAGUGGGGCACCUUCAUGCAGGGGAUAUUGCACCACCACAAGAAAUUUGAAAUUGGAAUCAAAAGCAUGAUAAACGCAGACUUCAGUACAGCCACAGUUUUGAUUUCCUUUGGAGCUGUCCUAGGCAAAACAAGCCCAGUGCAGAUGCUAAUCAUGGCGAUUUUAGAAAUCGCUGUCUUUGCAGCCAAUGAAUAUCUUGUUGGUGAGAUACUAGAGGCCACUGAUAUUGGAGCAUCAAUGAUCAUUCAUGCCUUUGGAGCUUAUUUUGGCUUGGCAGUAGCAGGUGUCUUAUAUCGGCCAGGUCCCAGGAGAAGGCAUGACAAUGAAACGUCUGUAUACUACUCUGACUUGUUUGCUAUGAUUGGCACACUUUUCCUUUGGAUGUUCUGGCCCAGUUUUAACUCUGCAAUUGCUGAUGCCGGAGACCACCAGUACAGGGCAAUUGUGAACACAUAUUUCUCCCUAGCUGCUUGUGUUCUCUUUGCCUUUGCAUUCUCCAGCCUUGUUGAGCAUCGUGGCAAACUUGAUAUGGUUCACAUUCAAAAUGCAACCCUUGCAGGAGGAGUAGCUGUAGGUACAUGUGCAGAUAUGGAAAUCCAACCCUUUGGUGCUAUGCUAAUUGGUAGCAUUGCUGGAAUUGUCUCUGUCCUUGGGUUCAAAUUUCUGACACCAAUUUUUGCUACCAAACUGCGGAUUCAUGAUACCUGUGGUGUUCAUAACUUACAUGGCUUACCUGGAGUGAUUGGGGGUAUUGCAAGCAUUGUAGCAGUAGCCUUGGGAGUCACUAAUAAGACCACUAUGGCCAAGCAGGCAGCUGCUCUGGGUACUUCCCUAGGAACGGCAAUUGUUGGAGGACUAUUAACUGGUUUAAUUCUAAAGAUACCCAUAUGGGGAGAACCACCUGACCAGAAUUGCUAUGAUGACUCUGUUUAUUGGGAGGUUCCUGAAGUAGAAGGAUAUAGCCAUUAUUUCCAUGACAAUGAUGACCACAGCCAACUGCAGCCAGAGGUCUAAAAACAAUUCUAUCUUCUCUCAUCAUCUGAUUUCCUCCCAGAAUGCUCUUUUUUAAAGCACUACCCAAAUAU
Messenger RNA from Gracilinanus agilis (Agile Gracile Mouse Opossum), 1376 nucleotides. It is a transcript of the gene RHAG, whose product is annotated as Rh associated glycoprotein. Gene Ontology annotation, cellular component: plasma membrane. The transcript is spliced from 10 exons. Gene Ontology annotation, biological process: ammonium transmembrane transport; ammonium homeostasis. The record is from RefSeq and is a predicted model, not a curated record. The coding region runs from base 1 to 1305 and encodes 434 amino acids. NCBI's taxonomy places the organism in Eukaryota, Metazoa, Chordata, Mammalia, Didelphimorphia, Didelphidae. Gene Ontology annotation, molecular function: ammonium channel activity.